ACUAAUUCUAUCAUUUGGUAAAGUACAUGCGUUGCUUGCGUAGAAUUACUUUAAAUACAACAAAUAACACAUCGUAUCGUAUUACCAUGAAUAAUAUGGGAAACACUAAAACACUUAAUAGUGACAGGUUAACUACAAGGUAACUGUUAUGUUAAUGUAUAAGGACGCAUCCGUUUUAUUAUUUGCUACAUGCAGGAAGACACGUGUUGAGUAAUCGUUCAAAGCGCUGCAAUAAACUGCAAUACAUUUGCCUAAUUAACUAUUUCUAUUAUCUAAACAUAUGUAUCCAAAAUGAAUCAAAGUAAAAUCAGUGCUAAAGGCCUCCUCACACAUAGGCGAAAGUCUCCCGACGUAAACUUGCGUGUACUGGCGAAUAAGACUUCAGCAAAAUUCGUUCUCAUUAGUUUAUCAUUGCAUAUCGUUGGUGGUGUUCGUAUGGAUGCGUUUGUGAGCUUUUGCGUCCGUUGCGAUUAGUUCUGUUCAUCGGAAAAUUGUAAACAUGUUCGUCUAUCGUUCGUUAAUAUUCGUUUCAAUACGUUAGCCGUUCGGAAAGUCUUCGCAUAGCGUUCGUCAACUGGCGUUAGAGGUCGCAGCUCUCAGCUAAUUUGCAUAUCAUGAUUACUUGAUUCGCAUAUCAAGCGAAAGAGAACGAUCCGAAAACUAAUCUUUGCGAUAGCUUGCGAACUUUUGUGAACUAUAGCGAGGAUUUGCGUAUUGUAGCGAAUUGAAUCCGACGCAUUUAAGCGAUUUAUAACGAUAAGUUAACGUUCAGAAAACGAACGGUAUACGCUCGUAUACGAAUCAAUCCGAAGGGUAACUACGAUAGGCGAAUCUAUGCGAACCUAUCCGAAUAAUAGCGCUUCUGAUUGUUUUAGUAGUUUGUGGAGACAUAUGCCUAUAUUUCAUAUAUAUAAUGUUGAAGGUAUCAUUAUUUCUUCGUCAAAUGGAAGAUAUACAACGCCUGAACUUCAGUAUGUUGCUGCUAUGGCCAAUCAAGAAGUAGUCCAGCAACAACUAAACAUACACCGGUUUCUCAGAGGCCGACUAAGGUGGAGAAGAGGAGCCAGAGCACGUGAUAUCUGGAGAAGACCAUGGCUGCAUGCCGGGAGACGGCGCUAAUUUGGCAUCUUUGAUCAGCUCACGAUUGAGCUCAGAAGUGAAGAUCCUUGAACAUUAAAGAAAUUACUCCUCAUGCUUACUGAAAUGUACGAUACAAUUUUAGGAAGGUUCGUCAUCGCCUCGUGAAGCAACACACUCGGUAUAGGGAGCCCUUGUUUCCAGGGCUAAAGUUAGCUGUUACACUACGUUACCUGGUUUCUAGUGUUAAGUACUCAGACAUGCAGUAUUCCUGGCGGGUCGCUGAGAAUACCCUCUAUGUAGUGGUCAGAGACGUGAGUCAUGCUAUAUGUGAAGAAUAUGUUGAUGAGGUUAUGACAGCCCCCUCCACACCUGAAGAAUAGAGACAACUGGCUGAUGGUUUCCUCAAGAAUUGGAACUUUCCAAAUUGCGUUGCUGCUAUUGAUGGCACGCACAUAGCUAUCAGAAAGCCUGCCAGCUCUGGUUCCUUAUAUUAUAAUUAUAAGGGAUUCUUCAGCAUCAUCUUACGGGCCAUUGUCGACUCGGACUACAAGUGCGUAUAGUGUGAUCUGGGUUGAUACGGUUCAAGUGGAGAUGACAAGAUUUACAAUGAAUCAGAAUUCCUUUAGAUGGUGCAGGAUGGUUCCUUUUGAUUUCCAGACCCACAGCUCUUUCCAAAUGACACCGUCGACAUGUCCUAUUUCUCGGUUGGAGAUGACGCUUUCAGCCUUAGCGAGAACAUGCAGAAACCCUAUGGACAUAGAGUCCUGACAAGAGACGAAAGCAUCCUGAACUACCUGUUAUCCAGGGCUAGGAGAGUAUCAGAAAAUGCAUUUGGGAUUUUGGCCACCCGAUUCCAGAUACUUCUCACAAAGAUGAACCACAGUCCAUCCACAGUAAGGCUGAUUGUAAAGACAUGCUGCAUUCUCCACAACUUGAUGAGGAUCAGGUACCCCACCAUGCAGAAUGCACUGGUUGACCAUGAUGACAGAAGAGGCGAUCUGGUUCCUGGGGAAUGGAGAAAAGGUCGCAACUUGGAGGAUACUAGGAAUGUCAAUAUCAGGGGCCACAACACAGCAAAAAAAAGGCAAGAUUGUGAGAAACACUCUGAAGCACUGGGUCAACUCUACAGCGGGAUGUGUGCCACAUGAGAGAUUGAAAUAAAGUGUAAUAUAUUAGUGGAAUGAAUUAAUAAAAAGUA
Messenger RNA from Dreissena polymorpha, 2278 nucleotides. RefSeq lists its product as uncharacterized. Lineage: Eukaryota; Metazoa; Mollusca; Bivalvia; Myida; Dreissenidae. The record is from RefSeq and is a predicted model, not a curated record. Bases 1770 to 2228 code for a protein of 152 amino acids. The transcript has 3 exons.